Molecule: messenger RNA, 923 nt
Organism: Carica papaya (papaya)
Lineage: Eukaryota; Viridiplantae; Streptophyta; Magnoliopsida; Brassicales; Caricaceae
Product: bidirectional sugar transporter SWEET16-like
Biological process (GO): carbohydrate transport
Cellular component (GO): membrane
Molecular function (GO): sugar transmembrane transporter activity
Source: RefSeq, a predicted model, not a curated record
AUCAUCAUCAUCAUCAACCUUAUAUUCCUUUGGCAGUUUGCUUUAAUUUUACAAGCUUGAACUCUCUCUCUCUCUAUUUUGUCUUUCUCAGCAUGGGAAUAACCCUGGUUAUCUUCUUUGGAAUUCUCGGUAAUAUAACCACGGGUCUUGUCUACCUCUCUCCUGCGAAAACGUUUUGGCAUAUAGUGGUGCGUAGAUCUACAGAAGAAUUUGAGAGCCUUCCUUACAUCUGCAAGCUACUGAAUGCUUAUCAGUGGGUUUAUUAUGGAAUUAUCAAGCCAAACAGUGUGCUUGUAGCCACCGUCAAUGGCUUCGGUGCUGUCUGUGAGAUUAUUUUUGUCAUCAUCUUCCUAACUUUUGCACCCCCUAGAAUCAGGGCUAAUACAGCUAUAUUGGUGGGCACUCUGGAUGUGGUGUUCCCGGGAAUUGCUUUCUUGAUUAUGCAAUUCUUGUUUGAUGGGAAGACAAGGAUUGAUGCUUCAGGAUUAAUGUGUGUCGCUUUCAGUAUGGUGUGUUAUGGUUCACCUCUUUCAGCCAUGAAAACUGUGGUGACAACGAAGAGUGUGGAGUACAUGCCAUUUUUUCUGUCCUUCUUUCUUUUUGUUAAUGGAGGAGUUUGGACAACCUAUGCUGUGCUUACACUAGACUGGUUUAUCGGAAUACCAAAUGGAAUAGGGUUUUUUCUUGGUACGGCUCAAAUGGUGCUCUACGCAAUGUAUUGGAAGCCUAAGCCAUCCAAGAAAAUACCAAAUCGUAAUUUGAUGGGUGGAUUGGGACAGCCACACCAGCCUCUUCUCACAUCAAAUUCUACAGAAAGCUUAGACAAAAUUUAAUGCGUAAUUAUUUUAUAUAUUUAUUUUAAAUUUCUUUAUUUCCGUAUAAUUUUAUAUAAUUAAUAAUAAGUCAUUGCUUAAUUAUUAAUA